CCGGUUAGUAUUUUUCUGUGUGUCUCGUCUUUCGGUUGUGUUAUUUUUAUUUUGUGAAUUUGUGAUUAACACCGUUUAGUUGUGUACGUAUGUUUAAGUGAUAAUUAAUAGUCAAAAUGCCUGUGUUUCACACUAAAAUCAUCGAGAGUAUUCUAGAUCCGGUCGCUCAACAGGUCUCCCGGCUGGUGAUUCUGCAUGAAGAGGCAGAAGAUGGCAACGCAAUGCCGGACCUGGCGCGGCCCGUGCAGGCCGUGUCUCUCGCCGUCAACAACCUCGUCAAGGUUGGUCACGAGACGAUCGAGUCGUCUGACGACGCGAUGCUGCGACAGGACAUGCCGGGCGCGCUGCACCGCGUCGAGACCGCCGCCACGCUCCUACAGCAGGCGUCCGACAUGCUGCGCGCCGACCCUUACUCAGGACCUUGCCAGGAAAAAGCUGAUAGAAGGCUCCCGCGGCAUCUUGCAAGGCACGUCCGCUCUUCUUCUUUGCUUCGACGAGUCGGAAGUCAGGAAAAUUGUGAAAGAAUGUAAAAAGGUGCUAGACUACCUAGGCGUGGCGGAGGUGAUCGACACCAUGGAGGACCUGGUGCAGUUCCUGAGGGACAUCUCGCCGGCGCUGUCAAGAGCGGCCAGAGAGGUGGCGGCCCGCGCGGCAGAGCUGACUCACCCGCCGCACGCGGAGACUCUCGCGCAGUGCCUCGAGAGCGUCAAGCAGCUCGCGCCGGUGCUCAUCUGCUCCAUGAAGAUAUACAUACACAUACUCACUGAAGGUGGCAAAGGUAUAGAAGAAGCGGCCGAGAACAGAAACUAUCUCGCGCAGAGAAUGUCCGACGAGAUCCAUGAGAUUAUACGAGUGCUGCAACUGACGUCUUACGUAGAAGACGGCGGUGAGAAGGACAACAUCACCGUGUUGAAAGCCUUGCAGAAUCAGAUACACACCAAGAUGGGUGCCGCACAUGAUUUCUUGAAUGACCCGCUGUCGCUGCGUAACAGCGGCGGCGAGCGUGCCCUGCGCGCCGUGCUCACCGCCGCGCGCCGCGCCGCAGAGCAUCUUGCGCCUGCGCACGCCGACCCCGUGCGCGCGCACGUGCGGUCAGGCGGCAUCAACGCGGACCACCUGUGCGACGAGCGGCAGUACGGCAGCGGCAGAGAGCCCAAGGCGCUCAGCCUCGCCGCCGAGCUGCGCGCGCAGCUCAACCAACUCGACGCGCUCGUCAACGACGGCGUGCGCGCCGCCGAGAAGCAGGGCGGCAAGUCCAUGCAGGCCAGGUUGGAGACGGCUCACAAGUGGCUGUUGCAUCCAGCUGCAGACCCCACCACCAGGGUCGAGGGACAGAAGGCGAUCAACAGCAUCGUCUCACAAGGACAGAGGAUCGCGGACGGCCUCCAAGGGCGUGAGAAGGCGGAGAUCCUGCAGCUGUGCUCGGAUGUGCAGCGGCUCUCCGACAAGCUUGCUGACUUGUGCAUGAGCGGCAGAGGGGACAGCGACGACGCGAGGGCCAUUACUAGGGAGCUGACGGACAAGCUGCACGAGCUGAAGCGCGCCACGGAGCGGGCGGUGGUGAACCGCGUGGUGGAGGAGUUCAUCGACGUGGCCGCGCCGCUCCGGCUCUACAGCGACGCCGUCAACGCGCCGCUCGGCACGGCGGGGCGCUCGGCUCGUGCGGAGGAGCGCGGCGCCGCGCUGCAGACGUUCAGCGCGCGCGCCGCCGCCGCCGCCGCGCUCGUGGCCGCCGGCGCCGGCCACCACAAGCGCCUCGCCGACCAGCUGCUGCACUACGGGGAACAGGUGGAUAAACUCUCGCCUCAACUGAUAGCGGCGGGCAAGAUUCGUCUCUUGUACCCGGAGAGCAAGGUAGCCGAGGAGCACUUCAAUAACUUGAAGAGUCAGUACGCGGACGCGGUGCUGCGCGUGAGGGACCUCUGCGACCAGGCCGUCGACCCGCUGGACUUCGUGAGGACCGCUGGAGAACUGAUGCAGAAACACACGUAUUUGUGUGAAGACGCCAUAAGGAACAACGACUCGCAAAAGAUGGUCGAUAACACCUCAGCUAUUGCAAGACUGGCGAACCGCGUGCUGCUCGUGGGCGGGGCGGAGCGCGACAACACGGAGGACAGCGAGUUCGGGAGGGUGCUGGGCGCCGCGCAGGCGCGCCUGCAGGCCGCCAUCGCGCCCGCCGUGCGCGCCGCCAAGCAGGUCGCGCUCGGCGACCGCGCGCACGCGCCGCUCUGGAGGCAGGCCAACGCAGAGAUCAUCAACGCGGCAUCGGAAGUGGAGUCUGCGCUGGGCGGUCAGUACGCGCCGCCGCCGCCGCCGCCGCUGCUGCCCGAGGCGCUGUCGCGGCUGCAGGUGUCGGAGGCGGCGCCGCCGCGCCCGCCGCCGCCCGCCGCCGCCGCGCCGCCGCGCCCGCCCCCGCCCGCCGACACUGAUGACGAGGGCGAGGAUAUCUUCCGCAGGCAGCCGCACCCGAGUCAGCCUAUCUUGGUGGCGGCCCACAACCUCCACAAGGCGGUGCGCGAGUGGUCGUCGAAGGACAACGAGAUCAUCGCGGCCGCCAAACGAAUGGCAAUUCUCAUGGCGCGACUCUCCGAGCUCGUGCGCUCCGACUCUAAAGGCAGUAAGCGCGAGCUGAUCGCGACCGCGAAGGCGAUCGCCGAAGCUUCGGAGGAGGUGACACGCCUCGCCAAGAAACUCGCCCUGGAGUGCACCGACAAGAGGAUCAGAACUAACCUGCUGCAAGUGUGUGAGAGGAUUCCGACUAUCGGCACGCAGCUCAAGAUCCUGUCCACUGUCAAGGCGACCAUGUUAGGAGCGCAAGGAAGCGAGGAAGAUCAAGAGGCGACUGAAAUGUUGGUCGGAAAUGCUCAGAACUUGAUGCAGAGCGUGAAAGAGACAGUGAAGGCGGCAGAGGGCGCGUCGAUCAAGAUCCGCACGGAGCAAGGCGGCUACCGGCUGCGCUGGGUGCGGCGCUCGCCCUGGUACCAGAUCUAACUACAGCGUGCCGGUCUCGUCUCCCUACUGCUCCCAUGUAAUACACUACAAGGUUUUCUGACAUUGUUUAAUAGGAAUUAUUUCAAACUAGACUACAAAAUUAUAUUUUACAAGAGUAUGAAAUGAUUCAGAAGAUGCAGUGUAUAUUAAGCUUCAAUAUAUCGAUGUUUCUCGACCCCUUUCUCGGAGUUAUUUUUUUUAAUGUUUCAAAAUAGGCUUUAUAAUAAUUAACAUGUGAAAGUUGUGUCUUACAUAGGGUGAGGCCGGGGUUAGCUCGAGGUUCUGCUAUUUGAUACGUAUUUCGUCCUCCCUCCUUUCUCGGUGUUUAACACGUAAGAAAACACGAGUAAGAUUUUGUUAGGACUGUUUGAGUAAAUACAGAGCGUAGAAAAAAGAUUAAGACAGGGGUCAGUCAGUGUAGGGUUUCAAAGUUCUAAAAUGCGUAUUAAAAUAUUAUUAAUGUGUCGAUUUUUUUGUGGAAAAUAUAUCGAUAAGUAGGGAGAUAGAAACUAAAUGACUUAUUGUCUAUAUUUUCAGCUGGCAUACAAAAGCGACUAGCGACUGUUGCUAGUUCAAAGCUGUUUUAGAUUAUAACAGUUCGUAAAGGUGUAAUAAAAUUUCGUGAAUUCGAUGAUUGUGGUAUUUGCAGCUAUUUUUGAUUUGGUAUUUAAUUGUUUAUGUAGUUAAGGUGGUUAACAUUAUUUUUUUAUUUAUUAUGCAAAGGCUUUGUGGGUCAUGGUCGAUAUAUUUAUCGAUACUUUUUGUAUUGCAGUUUAUUUUAUGUAUUAAUAGCAUAAGUUUAAAAUAAACUGUGCGAGAAUGAAAACAUCAUAAUAUAUUUAAAAAAAAAAACAAUAAAUUCUACACAAAAUAAAGGACAAAAAUGUUAAGAGAAAACAUCACUACAAAAAAUAUCGAUAAAUACAUUCGAGUACGUGACAAUUUUUUUUCAACAACGAAUGUAAAAAUGUACCGAAAAAUAAUUUAUAUAAGCGAAACGUAAGUUCUAAAAGUGAGUGUGAUUCGAGAAAGUAAGUGCCAUGGAGUUAGUGCUUUAUAUUAGUCUAGAUUCUAGAUCUAGUGUCUAACUAUGUCUAAUACUAUUCACAUACCGUUUUUCAAUAAACAAUUCCAAUUGCUUUUCGAUCCAUUGGAGAACUAAUCAGAAUGAUUUUGUGACAUGCUUACCAGUGGCGAGGGGUCAAUUUUCAAAAGGCAAAAAAUUGCCUUAGUUAACAUAUAACGGGCAAUUUAACAGAAAACAAAAACUAAGACAAACGAAAAUAAACCUAAAAUGAAAGAUGGUAGGUAUCAAGUUGUAUGCACGCUUCGCCACUGAUGCUUACAGACUGAUUAGUCUAUUCCCGGAUCGGAUCGAAGAUUAAGAUUGGGUUUGUUUAUUAAAACGGCGGUUAGUGUAAGUAAUUAGUAUAACCUACUUGACCUAAUCCAGAAAUAUAUAUUGUCUUCUCACGGAUAUGUAUAUAUAUAGUGCUUUAUCUCUUCCCUUUAUUGUAUUAAUUUAGAGUUCUUGUUAUAAUAUAGUAUAUAUUAUUUAUCGAAUGAUCUACCGUAUUUAAAACUGAAUACGAUAGCCAUAUUCGAGGGUUAUCGGUGCAAGGUAAAGUGUACCAUGUCUGCAAAGAAAUUAAGUCAUAGGUCGUUUAUCUAUGGCGCGUGCAACACACAAGUUGCGCGUGUGUGAGUAAACACGUCAGUCGUCAAGUAUCGAUAAAGUCAAAAUAAAGUAUAUUUUGUUUGCGUCUAUGUAUCUGACCCUUCAAUUAUAAUAUGAUUUUUUUACAUACACAAACUGACAAGCCUUUUAUCACCGAGGAGGUAGAUAGAAGUUCAACAGAUGCCUCUACUUUUCGCCGUGUGUAUAACAUACCUUGAUAUGACAGGGGGACCUAUCGCUGUAUCGGGCACAGAUUCCAGACCUCCGGCUGAUACAGAGUAAAAACCCAAUAUAAUUCACGUCUCGGGUAUUGAACCCGAGAACUCAGCACGGCAGUCGUAAUACAACUACGUCAACGAGACGGUCGCAUUUUUAACAUACUUUGUAAAAUUGUUAUGUUGCAGCUUAAGUUGGCAUAUUUAAAGUUAACAAAUAAAUUUUCUAACAGUUAAAUUGGUAGAAAAAAAUGGCGAUCUGAUUUUAAAGUCUCUUUUAAUUUUGUAUUUGCUAUUAUUACUUCGCAUUGGCAAAAUUACCGAUAAAUAAAAUGUGGCAGGCUUAAUAUAAAAGAAGAAGAAUAGUUAAAUCCACAGGUGCGAAUAAAUAAAUGUUAUUGAAACGGAAACUAUGGUUUAAAUCGUUCGACUAAUCGCACCACAUUUUGUAACUUAAAGUAAUGUUGCAAGGUUUAUUUUCCUGUAACUAUUGUUUAUCUAUCUCGUAUUUUUCCUGUUUAUGGAACAAGCCAAUCUUUUAUUUUUAACAGUCAUUGAAUUGAAAUCUGUGUGUUUUUACAAAGUAUUGUAUUUCCAAUAUAUAUGUUUUUCCUAUUGUAAAAAAAUGCGAAUAAUCACAUAUAGGCUACAGUGUAGUCACUUGAUCUAUUAAUAUACAGCAUGUGGUAAAAACCGAACGGUUCAUUAUAAGUUUUUGAGAAUCGGAAUAUAUUUUAUCCCAUAUUUCAUUUCAUAAUAACCUUGCGGUGAAUGACAAGGAUAUAUUGUACCUAUUUAUACAUAAAUAUUAUACAAAUUACGUCUCCAUGCAAAUAAAUGUGACCAGCACAGAAGGAGGAAACUGUACCAGAGUUUUUAGACAAGAUGCCUUCCUACAAUCAGUAAUACUAAUAGAGAAUAAAAAAAUAGGAUAUCUCAACUAUAAAUGUACCAUGGCGAUGUUACAAUCACAUUUUUUUAUUAAUAUUUAAAUCGCAAUCCAAAGACCGGCUACCAGACUUCAAGCAAUAGCUCAUUCUGCGCAGAUCAGACCUUCAACAGAUAAAUUAAAAAUAAACAAUUGUAAAGUGAAGGUAGGCAUUGUAAAUUUGACUUUCGGGCAACCUACACUUCAGUUCGAUCCGUGAUCACGAAGGCUGCAGUAUUCGAAACGUCGGAAGAAAUUAAAAAUUAAGAAAUAUUAUAAAAUUCGAUAACUAUAUUUUUUAUGUAGAAAGGUAUCUUGUCCAAGGCCUUUGGACUACACUGUCUGAGCUAAUGCAAUCUCUGCUGUGCCAGGGUAAAAUAAUCGGCCUGUGUAUACAAGCCCUUUUUAUGGAUAAUGCAUCUAGUACAGAAUUACAUCCAUUAGGUAUCUAACAAUCUAAAUAGAUAGAGAGAAUUUUACACUCUCCUAUAUUUAGAAUAGUUUGAAAAAAAUAUACUACUUGUUUUUGUUAUCUAAUUUUAUAUAUGUAUAUCUAUAUAUAUAGUUUUCUUCCUUUCAUAAUCUUUAGAAAUAUGUAAUUAAAAAUGUAUGCUAAUGGUUCUAGAAUAAUACAGAUCUCCGUAUAUCACCUACAUUAUGUAAGGAAUAUAUUUUUGUAUGUGUAUGAAUGGUGUACGCUGCGGUAACCUAAUUAUAUUUUACGUAAUGCAAAAUCGGAUGUUCGAUAACUGGUAAAGUAAUAAGGACCGUAAGUACUUGGAAUUAAUGUCUAGAUUUGCAUGCAUGUCCAUUACUGUCAAUUUGAGUUAGCUACAGGUAAAUGUAAUAUUGUUAAGUAUUAAAUAAAAUCUAUGAGUAAUCGGUGUGCAUAAAAAAAUACGAACACGCUUAUUGAGAACACCCUUUUUUAAAGUCGGUUAAAAGCGCUGAAAAGGUGCAUUUUCUUGAAUUUUUUUUUUAAUGAAGAAUAUUAGAAUAUUCGGUUUUGCAUUAAAGAUGUGUAAUGUAUAUAACUCUAUAACAUUUGUAUCAUGUUUUUUUUUUUAUAAUUUUUGUCUUUACCUUUUUUUGUUAUUAUAUAAUCAUUUUUUAUGUUCUAAUAAAAUAUUUUUUUAA
Messenger RNA from Manduca sexta (tobacco hornworm), 6949 nucleotides. It is a transcript of the gene Vinc, whose product is annotated as vinculin. The record is from RefSeq and is a predicted model, not a curated record. Gene Ontology annotation, biological process: cell adhesion. The transcript is spliced from 23 exons. Gene Ontology annotation, molecular function: actin filament binding. Lineage: Eukaryota; Metazoa; Arthropoda; Insecta; Lepidoptera; Sphingidae. Bases 196 to 2991 code for a protein of 931 amino acids.